Messenger RNA from Sparassis crispa, 1665 nucleotides. RefSeq names its product 1,3-beta-glucanosyltransferase. Lineage: Eukaryota; Fungi; Basidiomycota; Agaricomycetes; Polyporales; Sparassidaceae. The record is from RefSeq and is a predicted model, not a curated record. Bases 1 to 1665 code for a protein of 554 amino acids. Gene Ontology annotation, molecular function: 1,3-beta-glucanosyltransferase activity. Gene Ontology annotation, biological process: fungal-type cell wall (1->3)-beta-D-glucan biosynthetic process. The transcript has 6 exons. Gene Ontology annotation, cellular component: fungal-type cell wall; cytoplasm.
AUGUUCUUCACGCCCCUCCUCGCCGUCGCCGCGGUGCUCGCCAGCGCGGUCUCCGCCCUGAACCCGAUCACCUCCAAGGGCAGCUUUUUCUUUGACGCCGUCACCGGCGACCGCUUCUACGUCAAGGGCCUCGCCUACUCCGCCAACUAUGGCAGCACGCAGUCCUCCCCCAUCGCCGCCACCGGCUCCAUCAGCGCCCUCGACCCCCUCGCCAACGGCCAGGGCUGCCAGCGCGACAUCCCCUACUUCCAGCAGCUCGGCAUUAACCUCAUCCGCGUCUAUCAGGUCAACGCCUCCCUCGACCACAGCGCGUGCAUGUCCGCGCUCAACUCUGCCGGGGUCUACGUCCUCCUCGACCUCGCCACCCCCGCACCGAACGACGCCAUCAGCAGCACCGAUCCCAGCUGGAACGUCGGUCUAUUGACGAAUUUCAUCUCUACCAUCGAGGCGUUCGGCAGCUACUCGAAUAUCCUCGGGUUCAACGUCGGAAACGAAGUGAUUAGCAACGCGGGAGACGACGACGCGGCGCCGUACAUCAAGGCGGGCGUGCGCGACAUCAAGGCGUACCUGAAGGCGCACAACUACUCCCAGCUGGUUGGCUACACGGCGACGGACUCGCCGAACUCGCGCGUUGCGCUGCCGUACUACCUCGCGUGCGAGAACACGACCACGUCCAUCGACUACUGGGGCGUGAACAUCUACGAGUGGUGCGGGAACAGCUCGUUCACCCAGUCGGGGUACCAGGCGCGAACGGAGGAGCUGGCGAGUCUCGGCGUGCCGGCGUUCUUCUCGGAAUACGGGUGCAACCAGGUGGAGCCGCGGCCGUUCACAGAGGUGGCGGUGCUGUACGGGAGCGAGAUGACACCGGUGUGGUCGGGCGGGAUCGUCUACGAAUACAACAAUCAGACGAACAAUUACGGGCUGGUGGACAUCUCUGCGGACGGGCAGUCGAUCACCACCACGCAGGACUUUACGAACCUGAAGAAUUCGCUGGCGGGGAUCGCGCCCGCUAACCAGAGCUUGUCGUCGUACACGCCGACAAUCGCUGAACCCGUCUCGUGUCCCGCAUCGAAUUCAUCUUGGCUAGUCAGCACGAAUCUACCGUACACGCCGGACAACAGCGUGUGCGAGUGCGUGGUGAACCAGCUGUCCUGCCUGUCGACGUACACGGACGCGACCGACCUCGGCACGGUGGGGACCAUGAUCGGCACAGUGUGCGGUGAGAGCUCGACCGCGUGCUCAGCGAUCUCGGGCAACGGCUCCGCGGGCGUGUACGGCGACCUCUCGUACUGCGCGCCCCUCCAGCAGCUCAACAUCGCGCUCGACACGUACUACGAGGACCAGAGCCGCAACGCGCAGGCGUGCGAUUUUGGCGGGCUGGCGACCGUGCAGUCCUCCGGGAAGCCCACCGCCGCGUCCGCCGUCGCCAGCGCGACCAGCUCCUGUCUCGCCGCGGGCUUCGCGAGCGGCAUCGGCAUCCCCAGCCCUACGAGCGUCGCUGCGAGCGCAACGACGCAUCCGAUCGUCAGCAGUACCAGCGGUUCCAGCGGCUCGGGCUCGAAGAGCGCGGCGGGCAGCGUGCACGACCUCCCGCUCACGGCUCUGUUCGGCGUCCUGCUCAGCGUCCUUGCCGGCGCUGGUGGUGCUGCCAUGAUCGUGUUUUGA